AUGCCAACCCUCGAGUCCGAAGCCUUCAAGGCCAAGAAGCCCACCGUCCCGCCGACGUACGACGGCGUCGACUACGACGAUAACGUUGCCGUCCACAAUGCCCGCGACGCGAUUAUCCGGGAGCAAUGGGUGCGCAGCAUGAUGUCGCGUCUUGUGGGGGAGGAAUUAGGGAAGUGUUAUGCUCGUGAGGGGGUGAAUCAUCUUGAGAAGUGUGGUGUUUUGAGGGAAAAAUACUUUGAACUUCUCGGCGAACGCAAGGUUAGGGGUUACCUUGGACAGGAGAAGAACUAUUUCACGGAGAAAUAA
Molecule: messenger RNA, 306 nt
Organism: Aspergillus chevalieri
Lineage: Eukaryota; Fungi; Ascomycota; Eurotiomycetes; Eurotiales; Aspergillaceae
Product: putative NADH-ubiquinone oxidoreductase 12 kda subunit
Exons: 2
Coding region: 1-306 (101 amino acids)
Source: RefSeq, a predicted model, not a curated record